UUACUUUUAAUAUAAAAUAUAUGUGAAAAGGUCACGUGACUGCUUUUUUUCUCCCUCCUUCCUUGAAAUCGUCGGUCGGAGCCUCUCCUGUCCGCUCAAACGCCUCGCGGAACAUUCGUGUUUUACAGUCCAGGCAACUACCGACAGAUAAGGUUUCUCGGUGAGAUGGCAAAUCAAAAUGCAGUUGGUUUUAACCCAAGAGGAGGAAUCAGUGCAGUUUGGUUCAGGAAAAAUGACUGUGAGCCAACGUUUGUUUUUUGUCGAUCAAAAGUCCCUCCUGAAGAUGACGAACCCAAUGAUGAGAAUGUUGGUGGAUUCAGCAACACAGAUGAUGAUGUAGUCCAUGAACACUUGGAUGAAGCUGAAAUUCUUGAAGACAGUGACGGGCCGACUAUAGAUGUAACUUCUGCACUUGGGUGCAAAAGUGAACUUAUUUCUGAGAACCUUCUCUUGGAAAGUAAGGAGGAAGAAACUGAUGAUGAUGAUGAUGAUGACCCAGCUGUCAUUUCUCAGUUUGGCAUGUCACCUGUUAAAGACAUUCUCUCAGAUGAGGAGCUUCAAAUGGACCAGAAGACCCACUUGAACACUCCAGAUGAAAACACAAAGGAUAAAGUGUGGGAAACAGACUGGCACAGCGAUCACAUGGCUGCUCUGAGCAAUGAGAAGUUUGAUAACCUUCUGGAAGGUUGUCCAGAUUUUCAUGGCUGUAAAAGUCACAUGGCUGCAUUUGUUCUGAUCAAAGAAGUGCCAGACACAGCAGGUCGUCCCUGUGAGCGUUAUAGUGUGGUGGCGCUCGGAGCCGGACGUUCAAUCUCUGCCAAGUGGCUUUGCUACAAUGGGAUGAUGGUCCACGAUUGCCACGCUAUCGUGAUUGCCAGAAGGGCUCUUUUGAGGUUUUUAUACAAAGAGCUCAUGCUUUUCUUCAGCGCCGAUCCAAAGGCCAAGGAGAACAGUAUUUUUGAGAAAAGUGCCGACAGCCACCAGCUACAGCUCAAACCCCAAAUCAGCCUUCAUCUCUACGCCAAUCAUUUUCCUGAGGGAACCAACGAGAACUUCAGCUUCCAAAGCCCACUUGGCAUGAAGACCACCAUGAAGCUUCAGUAUCACACCAAAGGCUCGCUGGUCCCCAUAGUCUACCUUGACCCGAGCCAAUGGAGCGCAAAAGUGUGCUGCAUCUCCGAAAGUAACAAGUUGUGUCGCUGGAGCGUCACCGGGGUUCAGGGGGCGCUACUGAGCCACUUCAUCGAACCACUUUACAUCACCAGCAUGGUGCUAGGAGUCCAAAAGAUCUUGCUAAAGGAAGUGUCUGAUAUCACCAACAACCAGCUGGGUGAUGGAUGGCAGAGCUUUUUGCUUCCACCAUACAAGAGGCAGAACAUCCUCUUUCUGUGUGCGGAGCAGGCGGGACCUGGGGUGACGUCUCCACUCUACAGCAAAGUCGGCAUCAACUGGUGCCUCGGAGAUGAGGCCGUCGAAGUGCUGGACGCUAGCAAAGGCACUGUUGCCGAGGGAUCUCCGUGUGUGAGUGGACCUGACCUGUCCAGCAGAGUUUGCAAAAGAGCCCUCUGCAGUUACUUCAGGCAGGUUGCUCAGCUGGCUGGGCACACCCAUCUGCUGAAGCUUCCCACCUACCUCAGCAUCAAGGAUGAAGCUACCAAGUAUCAGGCGGUUAAAGAUCUCGUCAAGCAGCAGUUCCUGACCAUCGGAGCCGGACCCUGGAAUUCCAAAAAGCUGGUGGAUCGGUUCAGUGCUUGAACCGUUGUUGAAGAAAAAGCAGUUUUCUCCAAAGUUCCCUUUGUUAGUUUUACCAGUUCUGUUGCUUCAUGUACACCACAGUUUUGAGUUGAUGUAGGUGUUUGUGAAAAAUAAACAAGACCCCGCUGUUG
Messenger RNA from Oryzias melastigma (Indian medaka), 1886 nucleotides. It is a transcript of the gene adad2, whose product is annotated as adenosine deaminase domain containing 2. The transcript has 12 exons. The coding region runs from base 166 to 1755 and encodes 529 amino acids. The record is from RefSeq and is a predicted model, not a curated record. Gene Ontology annotation, biological process: adenosine to inosine editing; RNA processing. Gene Ontology annotation, molecular function: double-stranded RNA binding; double-stranded RNA adenosine deaminase activity; tRNA-specific adenosine deaminase activity. Gene Ontology annotation, cellular component: nucleolus; cytoplasm. NCBI's taxonomy places the organism in Eukaryota, Metazoa, Chordata, Actinopteri, Beloniformes, Adrianichthyidae.